AUGACGAAUUUCCAGAUCCAGAUAAUCUCAGACACCGUCUGCCCCCGGGACAAAAAAAAGUGGUGCUAUGUCGGCUACCGCCGAAUCUCACGAGCAAUAACAACGCACCAAGCCAAGUACCCAGCAGACACAUUCAGCCUGCACUGGAAAGCAUUCUACCUCAACCCGGCAGCAGCCGAGUAUCCCGGCGUGAACAAAGCCGAGAUGUACAAACAGAAAUUCGGAGCUGAUCGCUCGGCCGGGAUUUUCGCGCGCUUAUCUGCUGCGGGUGAGGGCGAAGGUAUCCAGUUUAGUUUUGGCGGGAAUACUGGUUCCACUCGGGACUCGCAUCGCUUGCUUUGGUAUGCUGGACAACGGGAGGCUGAAGAGGUGGCUAGGAAGGAGGGGACGGAUAGUGGUGUUAUUGGUGGGUUGCAAACGAGGGUUGCAGAGCGUCUGUUUCGGGCUUAUUUUGAGGAGGAGAAGAAUAUUACCGAUCUGAAGGUUCUUCUGGAGGCGGGUGUUGGGGCGGGAUUGGAUCGGGAGAGUGUGAAGAAGAUAUUGGAUGAGGAUGUUGGUGCUCAGGAGGUUGGUUUGGAGGCUAAAGCGGCCGCCAGGAGCUUGGUUUCUGGUGUGCCGUAUAUCUCUAUACAAGAGAGAUAUCACGUUGAAGGGGCAGAUGCACCCGAGGUCUUUAUGGACAUCUUUGAGAAGGUGAAGGCUGAGCAGAAGGAAUGA
Molecule: messenger RNA, 717 nt
Organism: Penicillium vulpinum
Lineage: Eukaryota; Fungi; Ascomycota; Eurotiomycetes; Eurotiales; Aspergillaceae
Product: DsbA family oxidoreductase
Exons: 2
Coding region: 1-717 (238 amino acids)
Molecular function (GO): oxidoreductase activity
Source: RefSeq, a predicted model, not a curated record